This is a messenger RNA of Leishmania braziliensis MHOM/BR/75/M2904, 903 nucleotides long. RefSeq lists its product as hypothetical. The coding region runs from base 1 to 903 and encodes 300 amino acids. The record is from RefSeq and is a predicted model, not a curated record. NCBI's taxonomy places the organism in Eukaryota, Euglenozoa, Kinetoplastea, Trypanosomatida, Trypanosomatidae. The transcript has a single exon.
AUGGUCGCCGAUUCCCUUUCGCAGAUCCUGUCACAGGUGAUAGACGACGUGAGUUUCUCCCAGACACAUACGGCCAGCGAUGACUUCAGGGUGUACCCGAAGUCGUCUAUCGACAGCGUUCACACGCUCCAACAGGAGCAGCGAAAGCGCGUGGAGCAGACGUAUGGUGCACGCGCACCGUCCCCUGAUUUUCUGGGCUCCCAGCUGCUGGCGGAGUACCGCGGCGAGGCAGCCUCGCUGCAGCUCGCUAAGGAAUCCGGGGACCCCAACUUUCCGACCUCCAUUUCUCGCAUGACGGGCGAGCAGAGCAAGCAGUUUAAGAAAGACAUGAAGCAGCGUAUCCACGAGUGGGAGGCUGCGGUGCGGAAUGCAACGGGGCAAACAGACGUCUACCCGGACCAGAAGGCCUCGCUGCGCUCCAUCUACGAACUCUACCGCGCAACCAAGAUGAAGGUACUCGGGGCGGAGUCAUCCGUCGCAGGCAGUCGCGAUGGGUCGCAAAGCGCCGCUGCGCAGGCUGCUGGUGCAUCGUCGGCGCCAGCUUCUUCAGUUGGUGGGGCCAGGGCGGAUAGCACUCGCCUGAGCUCCUCUGCUGCCAAGGAUGGCACUACAGGUUUUGCUAGAGCGUCGUUGGGGACAGCAACCGCUGCUGGCGGUGGCAGUGACUGGAUUAAGCGCAUUGAAAGGGUGCCGCUGGGCACCGAGGACGUGUCGACGAUGCCUGAGGACGCUUUGCAGACGGAGAAGCGCAGCUUGAAGCAGGUGCUGCACCGCUUUGAAAGCGACUUUGAGAAAUACAACGGCAUGCGUCCGGGCCGGCAUGACCGCCACGGCUUCACUGCAGAGUACCACCGCUACGGUGAGCUUAAGAACGAGCUUACGCGCCGCUCGCAGAAGAAUUAG